AUGUCGAACCUAUGCAAAAGAACUCACUAUGAUAUUAUCCAGGAGAACUUCGGCGCUUGUGAGGCCCCAACAAGCUCCAAGAGAGCUCGAAUCAGCGCCAAAGAUGCGGCUGGGUCGUGCUACAGAGACGAUGAUGUUGCGAUGGUAGACUUGGUGUCGCCAGGCCCGUUUGAAAGUAUCUGCUACGGCGCUAUGUGUGACGCCAAGGCACAAAUCGAUGCCACCGCCAUACCAAAGAAUUUCCAUUCCCCAUGGAGCCGUUUCCAUGUCUUCAACAUCGUUGCCGGCAAGGACAAUUACCAUUUGACCCUCGGUGAUGGGCAGAGAAUCGGUAUUCUGGAUCAGAUCAGGGCGAGACAACUGGGGUCGCUGGAGAAGUUCUCAAAUCUCACAUUCAAAGCUAUAUGUCCAAUCUCGACGAUUGGCCGAGCCAGCGGCAAGAAACGCAUCAUUGAUAUCUCCGUGAAUAUUCUUGGGCCCGAAGAUCUCACCGAUGCGGUGGGGGACGCACUUGCAGCCGCAUGUGCCUAUCUCCAGCAUCCUUGUUCCCUCGAAUCCGGCGUCAGAUACAUCAAUCCCCAUUACCUCUGCUUUGGUGAAGAACUCGCUGACAUGAGGGCACAUAUUGGCCCGGCGAAAACGGACCCCAAAUCCUCACAAGCCAGUGAAGAACUCAACCGUCUUCUGGACUCUCUCGAUUGCACAUCCGCCAUUCCUGCCAACGAAGGUAGCGAAAUCGAACAGGCGCUUAUCUUGACUCCACUGAAGAGCCACCAGAAAGAUGGCGUUAGAUUCAUUCUGAAGAGAGAGAAUCCCCAUUUUUGCCGCUCGACGGCAUCAGAGAUCCGGGGUUUGAUUGGACCACAGUUCUUUUCAAACUCGCCUGAGUUAUGUUUAGGUGGCGUCAUUGCAGACGUCAUGGGACUUGGCAAAACAUUGACGACUCUAGCGGCUAUCACUUGUUCGAAACCAGCUACUCGAGAUUUUGAGACGAACCUCGACUCGUCUCCUCCCAGGCCCACGGGAGCAACUUUGAUUGUUGCAACUUCGCAUCAAGUUCUAAAUGUCUGGCUAUCUGAGAUUGAGAAACAUUUGAAGCGAGGAGCCUUGAGAACCGCAAUAUUUCAUGGCGAUGAUCGUGCCAAGACCGCCCAAGACCUUUUUAACUACGAUGUCGUUUUGACGACUUAUCCAACUCUUCUUGCCGAUUAUAAAGGUCGUCAAGUUCUUCAGAACAUUGUUUGGUUCAGAAUUGUGCUUGAUGAAGGUGACAAUAGCCCAAAACCCCUGAUCCCAAGUCUUCAUUUCCCCUUACUCACAUCACCUACAGCUCAUUACGUUCGAAACCACUCGACACAGAGGUUCAAAGCCAUCCAAAAUCUUCAAGCCAGCCGAAGAUGGUGCUUGACAGGUACUCCAAUCCAGAAUUCCCUCGAUGACUUGCGCUCUCUUCUCAAGUUUCUUCGCUUUCGGCCCUUUGAUGAACACUCCUUUUUCGACAAACACAUCGUUAAUCCGCUAAGGGAAGACCCUCAUAACGGCUUCCGAAAUCUCAGGAUUCUCCUCAGAACCAUUUGUCUCCGUCGAGGCGAGACCUACCUGGACCUUCCCCCCUACGAAACAACCGAGGUCAAAAUCUCGCUUACACCAAAAGAGAUGGGACUCUACCAAGGAAUCCUCGCAGACUGUCAAAGGCAAUUCGACGACGUGGUCAGCAAAAAGUCGAAGGCCAACAAUUACACCAUCCUCUUCACCACGAUCAUGAAACUCCGCAGGCUUUGCAACCAUGGCAGUUUUCACGUUUCCAGUCGAGAUGAGGCUCUCUGCGAGUUCUGUUGUGGAGACUCCAAAGAGACAACGACGUUCCUUGACGGACUUGAGACGUGCCCUGAAUGCUCCCGGGCUCUGAAAAGCUCAAACAGAAGGACACUUGCUCCAUCGAUGAGACAAGAGUCAUCACUCUCCCCGGCACCUUCCUUGUCUGCCACGGGCUCCCCGAGCCGGGUAUCUAGCCCUGCAACUCCUGGGCCAGGGGAUGGUUUGUUUGGUAACUCCACAAAGCUCUCCUCGGUGAUUAAAAAUAUCAGAGGUUCGCUUCCUGGUUCUAAAAACAUAGUUUUCACGGCUUGGCGAUCGACGCUGGACCUUCUUGAGCGAAUGCUUACUGAGAAUGGAAUUCAAUGUCGCCGGAUCGACGGACGAGUCAGCAUCUCUGAUCGCACGGAGCGACUAUCGGAGUUUCAAUUUGACCCUGACAACAGAAUUCCUGUGCUGCUGUUGUCGAUUGAAACAGGGGCUGUUGGGCUCACGUUAACGGCAGCUGACCGUGUUCAUAUCGUGGAGCCACAAUGGAAUCCUUCAGUUGAGCAGCAGGCCAUCGGAAGAGCUCUCCGCAUAGGACAGACACGCAAAGUGACGAUUAUAAAAUACAUCGUGCAGAACACUGUGGAGGAGAACAUUGUCACUCUUCAGAAGAAGAAAAGCGGCCUGGCCAAGUUCUCACUGGAUAGCCGUGCGGAGGACACCCAGAAUGAAGGGCUCGACGACCUCAAAUUUGUCCUUGAUAACUAG
Messenger RNA from Fusarium keratoplasticum, 2571 nucleotides. RefSeq lists its product as uncharacterized. The record is from RefSeq and is a predicted model, not a curated record. Gene Ontology annotation, molecular function: ATP-dependent chromatin remodeler activity; ATP binding. The transcript is spliced from 11 exons. NCBI's taxonomy places the organism in Eukaryota, Fungi, Ascomycota, Sordariomycetes, Hypocreales, Nectriaceae. The coding region runs from base 1 to 2571 and encodes 856 amino acids.